Cottoperca gobio is the source of this 1932-nucleotide messenger RNA. RefSeq names its product calcium/calmodulin-dependent 3',5'-cyclic nucleotide phosphodiesterase 1B-like. Lineage: Eukaryota; Metazoa; Chordata; Actinopteri; Perciformes; Bovichtidae. The coding region runs from base 99 to 1658 and encodes 519 amino acids. Gene Ontology annotation, biological process: signal transduction. The record is from RefSeq and is a predicted model, not a curated record. Gene Ontology annotation, molecular function: 3',5'-cyclic-nucleotide phosphodiesterase activity. The transcript has 14 exons.
UGCUUACAACUUCUCAGCAAAAAAAAAUCCUUUUUUGUCCUCUUAUUUUUUUGAUUUAUUGAACUCUGGGGUCCAUUAGGGCACAGCUUGAGUGUGGAAUGGCUGAACUGGUGCGAAUCCGUAAGAAACGGCUGCAGAUCCCCAUCUCUAGGCUGAGGAGCAUGCUGAAGCAGCUGGAGGAGAAAGAUGUCGACUUUGAAGAAAUCAAAAAGAAUCUGGAUUUCACAGCGUCGUUACUGGAGGCGGUUUACCUCGAUGGAACAAGGCAGUGUCUGGAGUCAGAGGACGACCUUCAGCAGCUGCAGUCAGACGGCGUGCCUUCAGAGGUCACCGAUUGGCUGGCGUCCACCUUCACCCAGAGGGUUCGGCGGCCUGUACGACGCUCGGAUGAGAAGCCAAAGUUCCGCAGCAUUGUGCAUGCAGUGCAGGCUGGGAUAUUUGUGGAGAGGAUGUUCAAGAGGGCCUACACCGCAGCCAUGCCAGACCAACCUGCGGCGGCCGUAAACUGCCUCAGGGAUGUUGACCGCUGGAGCUUUGAUGUCUUUGCUCUAAACUCAGCCAGCUCUGAUCACGCUCUGCGAACUCUGUUCUUUGAGCUGAUCACCAGAUAUGGCCUCAACAGCCGUUUUAAGAUCCCCAUCUCGUGCCUGACAGAGUUCCUGUCUGCACUGGAGAGAGGAUACUGCAAACACAAAAACCCCUACCACAGCCACAUUCAUGCUGCUGAUGUGACUCAGACGCUGCACUGCCUGCUGCUGCGCUCUGGACUUGUGCACUGGCUGACAGAGCUUGAGGUGAUGGCGUCACUAUUUGCUGCAGCUAUCCAUGACUAUGAACACACGGGAACCACAAACAACUUUCACAUCCACACCAAGUCAGACUUUGCAUUGAUCUACAAUGAUCGGUCGGUACAAGAAAGCCAUCACCUGAGUGCAGCGUUUCGCCUGCUGCAGGACGACCAAAUGAACAUCUUCACUAAUUUGACAAGAGAAGAAUGGAUGGAGCUGCGAUCGCUCGUUAUUGAGAUGGUGCUGUCCACUGACAUGUCCUCCCACCUGCUCCAAGUCAAAGGGAUGAAAUCAUGUCUACAACAACACGAACGGAUCGACAAGCCCAAAGCACUUUCUCUGUUACUCCACACGGCUGACAUAAGCCAUCCAUCCAAGCCCUGGGCGCUGCACUCUCGCUGGACCAAAGCCCUGAUGGAGGAGUUCUUCAGGCAGGGUGAUAGAGAGGCAGAGCUCGGCCUUCCCUUCUCUCCUCUAUGCGAUCGAAAAAGCACCCUAGUAGCCGAGUCUCAGAUUGGCUUCAUAGACUUCAUUGUGUAUCCUACAUUCUCUCUACUGACGGACAUGGCUGAAAAGAUUGUUAUUCCUUUGGUAGAGGAGAACCCAGGUCCACCAGACCCCUGCAACAGACACAGUAAUCUUUGGAAGGAGAGCUCCAGAGGUCUGCAGUGGAGUCUCGCUCACAUCACAGCUGAGCUGGUGAGCUUCCGCUCCACUUGGACACGACACACCGAAGACAACAAGCUCAAAUGGAAGGAAAGUGGCUCCAAUGGAUUUUCAGACCCGAGUGUGACAAAAGGCCAGAGAUCCAGACAAGAGGAGCUGUCAGAAAAACCCAUGCAACACCCCACUACAGAUUCAAAAGAGUAGACAGGACUUUGUUUAUGACAUGUGCUUUUUCAUUGAAUAUCUACCAAGGUUAACUAAGGUUAAUGCUGAGUCAUUUGUUUGUAAGAAAACCACAAUAUCAUGGUUGAGGGAGCUGGAGGAGGGAGGGGUGGUUUAAGGUUAACAUCAUCUUCCCAAGGUAAAGGCCCUGUCACACAUAUCCGUAUGACAGAAACGUAUGCCGGUGCAUACGAAAAUUUGUCAGAGUUCAAAUACAUCCAACUUUUCAUCGGAUCGGAAAAGUGAACAUAUAUAG